UUUUCGCCGACGCCGUUGCAGUCAGCUGGGAUAUGGAUGGUCUCUCUGCUUAGAAUUCGCAAUAAUUGCUCUUAAUCAUACACAAGCGGCGGGCCGCCUGUGGCCGCACUUGUCUCUUGCACGCUUGUUUUUUUAUGAAGAGUACUCCGUAACAAUGAAUUCCAAAGAAGGGACCGGCAGGCACAGCGGGACGGGUGGGGGUCCAUUGAACGCCCUUCUAAUGACUGGCCGAAUUGAUAACAAGGGCGUCCAUUGUCUUGAUAUGUAAGCGCGGUAAAUAGCAAGUACUUAACCCCAUCGCUCAUCGGUGAUAUUCGAGUAAAAGAAUCAUUGACCACAGAUAAUAAUUAUUGUUGGCAAGAAGAUCUCGAACGGCUGUCGAAGAUUGUCCGUCACCAUGCGUCACGCAUCCAGCACACCAACGGCGCUCGUCCUGAUUGAUAUCCAAGCGGGCUUCAAGCAUCCUACCCACUGGGGGUCGUCACGCAGCACGCCGACAUUCGAAUCCAACGUUGAGAAACUUCUCGCAACUGUACGCAUAUACAACAACACCAUCGAUUCAAGCCCAGCUUCCCAAGAGCGUCGUCCAGUACUCGUGCUUCAUGUCCACCAUCAUUCCCUAUCACCUACCUCGGCCCUCCACCCAUCACACUAUCUCGAAGGAUCAUCAACGCCGUCCGUCGCGCCUUUGCCGUUCGCAGCGCCCCUCGCCUCGGGUUCAGAGCCCAUCUUUACGAAGAAUUUCAAUAGCGCUUUCAUCGGUACCGAGCUCGAGGCAACGCUGAGGGCCGCUGGUAUCCGGCAGCUUAUUGUGGUUGGACUUACGACGGAUCACUGUGUGAGCACCACGGUGCGGAUGGCGGCCAACCUCCAGGUUCUGGGCGAGGAUGGAGGGGUAGAUGGGAAUGGCGUGAUAUUAGUCCGGGAUGCGGUUGCGACUUAUGAAAAGAGUGGAUUUGAUGCUGAGACUGUGCAUGCUGUUAAUUUGGCUAGCUUGGAUGGGGAGUUUGCGAAGGUUGUUAGUACUGAGAACGUGUUGGCGGAUGUAUUGAGUAUGUGAUUCGAAACAAUCACAAAGAAUACGCAGAAUCAAAUAACAGUAUCACAAGAUAUGUUUGCGGUUCCAUUUGUACGGAUAAUGAAAGUAGUAUAUGUUCUGAUUCCAACACUCUGCGUUGCACUCAGAUUUGGAUACAGACUAACAGGUCGUCGAAGUCUUUUCGAUGCGA
Molecule: messenger RNA, 1229 nt
Organism: Colletotrichum godetiae
Lineage: Eukaryota; Fungi; Ascomycota; Sordariomycetes; Glomerellales; Glomerellaceae
Product: isochorismatase hydrolase
Exons: 1
Coding region: 398-1060 (220 amino acids)
Source: RefSeq, a predicted model, not a curated record